Messenger RNA from Striga hermonthica, 939 nucleotides. Lineage: Eukaryota; Viridiplantae; Streptophyta; Magnoliopsida; Lamiales; Orobanchaceae. The record is from the annotation of a GenBank genome assembly.
AUGAAAUCCCUUGAAUUCCCCCACCACAAAGCGGCCACUAUUUCCAGCCGGUUCCCGCGUGAAUCCAUACAAAAGCCCGAAUUGGUCAUCCGCUACUUCAAAUCCCUUGCCCUCUCCACCGCCCAUAUGCAGUCAGCAGUCAGACGCGAACCACUUGUCUUAUACGCAGAUGUUGACACGACCCUCAAGCCCAAAGUCGACUUCUGUCAAGAACUGGGCCUGCGUGGACCCCACCUGCCCAUCCUAAUCGCCAAGAACCCGAAACUCCUAACCAGCAGCCUCAACAAAAAGCUAAAACCGAGCAUCGGGGUCAUCAAGAGAGUCCUUGAGUGCUACCGGGGAAAAAGUACAGAUGACAAAAUUAACCUUCUCCUUUUCCACAUACUCUCAAGGUACGGCUGGGACAUUGGGAAUCAGGCGAGACUUGAGUCCACCAUAGCCUACCUUAAGAGUUGUGGGAUAGUUGGCUCUCAACUGAUCAUGCUUCUGAAAACUGAGCUUAGGUUGUUCUCCAUGCGGGAGCCUGAGCUUAAAGGACUCGUCUCGCAGGCUGUCGAGAUGGGCUUCCAAAUGGGCUCAAGAAUGCUUGUCUACGGUGUUCAUGCACUCUACAGCAAUAGCCCAGAGACUAUUAGCAGAAAGUUUGGGCUGUUUGAAGAGCUUGGAUUUAGAAAAGAGGAGUGUAGUUUGAUGUUUGUGAAGGCACCCAUGGUCGCUGCUGGUGGGGUCUCUUUUCUUUUGAAGUUCAGUUUGGAGAGGAGGAUGGUGCCGAGGUUGAGAGUGAUGGAGUUGGUGAAGUCGAGGGGAGUUCUGAAGAGGCAUCCGAGUUUUGUUACGGUGUUGUUGAUGAUGGAGGACGAGUUUGUGAAUCAGUUUAUCUCCAAAUACGGCAAGGAUUUGAAAGUGGCUUACGAGAAAUGGCGUUUGGGGUCUUCCUGA